CACAUCGACACAUUGGUCGGUGACAUCUUAUCGCCACAGUUUCCUGAGCGCAUGCAGUGUCUUCGAACACGAAGCCAUGCUAUGUUCACCUGCUACCCGGCAACUGAUGCAGAGCUGGCAGAUGCUGACGGGAAGUUGUGGCUCGGUCCGGUGGCCGACGGCAGCAGCGGCAAAGGCUCCCGAGGCUAUCUUCGUCACCUGGACAACGUGAGGGCUCAAGGUCAUUGCGGGCGGAUUCUUACCACCAUCCUCUAUUUGAACGAGGACUGGGGUUCAGACCUCGGAGGUUCGAUCCGCCUCUUUGAG
Messenger RNA from Symbiodinium sp. CCMP2456, 306 nucleotides. Lineage: Eukaryota; Dinophyceae; Suessiales; Symbiodiniaceae. The record is from the annotation of a GenBank genome assembly.